UACAAGUGUUUAUCACUUAAUUCCUCUAUUGCGCCACCAGGUGGCCUACUUGCAUUAUUGCUGGAGAUUUUUUUUUUUUGCAGAGCAAACAAAUCCUUUGACCAAUCAGCUGCAAGAAAGUUAGAAAGUUGCAGGAAAUAUAUUGAUAGAGAGGAACUUCCUCCUUGUUGUAAGGAUCAGAUUUUCACUAUUCCCUCCAGCUUUUCAGAAAAGCAUCUCUCUGUAAUCCUAGCCAUGUCAUCCAUCAAGAUUGAAUGUGUUAUCACUGAGAGGUACAACAUUGGAGAAUCACCUGUCUGGGAUGAGAGGGAAGGCGUUUUAGUAUAUGUCGAUAUUACGGGACAGAAGGUCUGCCGCUGGAACCCUAGUACUAACAAAAUACAGAGUGUACCUCUAGAAGAACCAGUCGGCUCUGUUGCCUUACGAAAGUCUGGUGGCUAUGUAAUUGCCUCAGGCACUACAUUUGCAGCCCUGAACUGGGAAGACCAAUCAGUAACCCCUCUUGCUCGCGUCGAUGAAGAUAAGCCCAACAAUCGUUUCAAUGACGGAAAAGUGGAUCCAGAAGGAAGAUUCUUUGCAGGUACCAUGUCCCAGGAAAUACGGCCAGCAGUUGUGGAGAGAAACCAGGGUUCAUUAUUCACUUUGUAUGCAGAUCACUCUGUAGUGAAACACUUUGACAUGGUGGAUAUCUCCAAUGGUUUGGAUUGGUCUUUGGAUCAUAAAACCAUGUACUACAUUGAUAGCCUUUCAUAUGCAGUUGAUGCAUUAGAUUAUGAUGUGAAAACUGGAAAAACUUGCAACCGCCGCAAUGUCUACAAGUUACAGAAGGAUGAAGGAAUCCCUGAUGGCAUGUGUAUAGAUGCAGAAGGAAAACUUUGGGUUGCUUGCUAUAAUGGAGGAAGGGUGAUCCGUAUUGAUCCUGAGGCUGGGAAAGUGAUCCAGACUGUGAAACUACCAGUGGAUAAGACAACUUCUUGCGCCUUUGGAGGCAAGGAUUACACCGAAAUGUAUGUAACAUCAGCAUGUGAAGGUAUGGAUGAAGAAUGGAGUGCCCGGCAGCCCCAGUCUGGGGGAAUCUACAAGAUAACUGGACUUGGUGUAAAAGGAAUCCCGCCAAGUAAAUUUGCUGGUUAAAUAAUAAUUCUUGCCGAUUUCUCCUGAAAAACAAUUUGUGGUUCAGCACUGAAGUGAAACUAACCAAGAUCAUGAUUUACAGUUUGCACAUGUAAUGUCGCUACAUUGGUUAAUAAACAUUUUACAGCU
Molecule: messenger RNA, 1263 nt
Organism: Hyla sarda
Lineage: Eukaryota; Metazoa; Chordata; Amphibia; Anura; Hylidae
Gene: RGN
Product: regucalcin
Exons: 7
Coding region: 235-1134 (299 amino acids)
Biological process (GO): L-ascorbic acid biosynthetic process
Molecular function (GO): gluconolactonase activity; enzyme regulator activity; calcium ion binding
Source: RefSeq, a predicted model, not a curated record